AUGGCCACCGUCCCCGACGCCGAUUCUAAUUUGCGCGCCAAAAUCAGCCCCACACCCGAAGACUCCGACCCGACCCGACCCCUCACCAUCUUCAACCUCUCCUUCAACCAGGACAACGCCUGCUUCGCCGUCGGCACCGACUUCGGCUUCCGCGUCUACGCAUGCGACCCCUUCCGCCUCUCCCUCCGCCGCGACUUCACCACCGGCGGCGGCGUCGGGUUCCUCCGCAUGCUCGGCUCCUCCCAAAUCUUCGCCGUAGUCGGAGGCGGACCCGACCCGAUCCUCCCCGCCAACAAGGUCAUGAUCUGGGACGAUCGCAAGUCCCAGAGCGUCUACGACAUGUCGUUUCGGUCCGAGGUCAGGGGACUCAAGCUCCGCGGCGAUCGCGUCGUCGUCGUUUUGAAUCAGAAGAUCGUCGUCCACGCCUUCUUUGAUAAGAAGCCUCUGCACGAGAUUUUGACCACGGAGAACCCUAAGGGGCUGUGCGAGGUGUCGCAGAGUCCGGGUCCGAUGGUGCUGGCGUGUCCGGGGCUCCAUAAGGGUGAAAUUCGGAUCCAGAAUUACGCGUUGAAUCGGACCAAGUUUAUAAUGGCCCACGAGUCCAGUCUCGCCUGCUUUGGUCUCACACAUGACGGCCGGUAUUUUGCUACGGCGAGCAGCAAAGGGACUCUUGUCAGGAUUUAUAGUACUUUGAAUGGUACAUUACUACAAGAGGUGAGGAGAGGAGCGGAAAGAGCAGAGAUUUACAGUCUCGCUUUCUCGUUUACUGGCCAGUGGCUAGCUGUGUCUAGUGAUAAGGGAACUGUGCAUGUUUUCGGCGUGAAGGUUGAUUCAGGAUCCGUGGAGAGUGAUAGAUCACGCGGUAUGUCAGAAGGCGGUGUUACUAAUCCAUCCGGCAUUUCAUCUCUGAUCAAAGGUGUGCUGCCAAAGUAUUUCAGCUCAGAAUGGUCGGUGGCCAAAUUUCACUUGCCGGAAGGUCUGCAGCAUAUUGUUGCCUUUGGCAAGCAGAAGAACACAAUCAUGAUUGUUGGCAUGGAUGGAAGCUUCUAUCGAUGCCAAUUUGACCCUGUGAACGGAGGAGAAAUGACACAGCUCGAGUAUCACAACUUUGUGAAGCCAGACACAACUUUCUAACAUUUGUAAAGAGAAGUAAUUUUGUAGUAAAUAUUAAGCCAGACCCAGUUUAUAUUAAGGUUCUGUUUUUUCCUUAUCACAUUCUUUAGGCGACUGAAUGUACAUUAUACAUAUCCGCAGAGUUAAACUACUGUACAUAAAUUACAGUUUCUGAUGCA
Molecule: messenger RNA, 1292 nt
Organism: Fragaria vesca subsp. vesca
Lineage: Eukaryota; Viridiplantae; Streptophyta; Magnoliopsida; Rosales; Rosaceae
Product: WD repeat domain phosphoinositide-interacting protein 3-like
Exons: 4
Coding region: 1-1134 (377 amino acids)
Biological process (GO): nucleophagy; protein localization to phagophore assembly site; protein lipidation
Cellular component (GO): extrinsic component of membrane; phagophore assembly site membrane; cytosol
Molecular function (GO): phosphatidylinositol-3,5-bisphosphate binding; protein binding; phosphatidylinositol-3-phosphate binding
Source: RefSeq, a predicted model, not a curated record